Molecule: messenger RNA, 654 nt
Organism: Entrophospora sp. SA101
Lineage: Eukaryota; Fungi; Glomeromycota; Glomeromycetes; Entrophosporales; Entrophosporaceae
Source: the annotation of a GenBank genome assembly
AUGAACAAUUUAAAAUUCUAUAAAUGCUGGCCGAUAAUAGGUUUAGAAGAUAGUAGAGAGUUUCGAUCUUUGGCUUAUAAAUGGUUGGAACAAUUAAGGAGAGAGAGAUGUUUUGUUGGUGGUGAUAAUAUUGUGUUAAGGAAAUCUAUGUUUGAUGAAUGUGAUGAUGAUAGAUUUUAUAAAUUGAUGAUGGUGUUUUCAAAUUAUGUUUUAAAAGAAAAGUUGAAAAAAGAAUUUCCUGAAUUUCAAGCUCAUUUGAUUGAUUUCGAGUCAGUUAAAGAACAAUCUCUAGAAUUCCAGAAAAAUACAUUAAUGUCGCAUAUUAAGAUACAAACUGAUAAAUUUUUAAGCAAUACACAAAAAAGAGUGGCAAUUCAUGAUCAAUGGAAAUCAUUAGCUGAUAAUAUUACACAGCAAUUUAAGGAUAUAGUAAAUCAAAAUAAUGAACUAGAGAAAAAAUAUAGUGAAUUAUAUAAAGGAUCAAGUUCAUUUGAAGUAUUUGGUAUAGUUUCAGUUGAAGAUCUUGAAUCCAUAAAAAAAGAAUAUUUGCAAGAAGUUCGUUCAUUAUGGAAUAUAUGUUUGGAUUAUAUCAAGAAGUCUGAUAGUUAUCAUGGUAAUUUAAAUUUUUUUUGUGGUGAGGAAAAUUAUAGAUAG